AAGGGCUCGGGCCUUUUCCACACUCCCUUUCAUCUUACUCGAGCAUAUCUGGAGGCGUUUCACUGCUCCGCUAGUGCUGGGAGAGGCACGCGAGCAGGAGGGGGCCUGGGCAGAGAACAACAGCGCUUCACUCUGAUCUUUCUAACCAUCGAAACGAGUUAUCGCUGCGUUGAUUCAGAGAAGAUCCUUUCUCCUCGAUCUUGCCUCUCUCGCUGGGAGGACCCGAGGAGAAUCGGCAGCUGAGAAAGCUCAGUAAUUGGGAGUCAGGAUGGAGGGUAAUAAUGGCCACAGCAGCAGCAAGAGCCUUGAGAGGGUGCUAUCCAGGAAGGCUGUGCAGGCUGGGAGCUCUGCCCUUUGUAAAAUCUGGGCCACGGGCUUCCUCUGCGGUGUCUGCAUUAUGUAUCUGUUCGGUGUUGCUCUACCUCCACUCCGAAUCCCGCAGAACCGAUCAGUCUAUCCACCGCUGCGGCGCGCAAUACUCUGGAAUUUUUCAUUGACUGAACAUGAUGGGGUUGCAGCAACAGGUGAGUCGGCUUCUGCACAGGAGAAGAUUGAAGAACGAAAGAGAAACUAUCACGCCACUGAAGCUAGAAUAGUGCAACUAUACAACGCUUGGAGCUCUAUGCUCAACACUACCAGUGAUGAAGUUCUGAAAAGUUCAGACCUACCGUGGCCGCCUCAUCUGAAUGACUGCAAGCUUAAUGUAGAAAGAAAUAAACGAUUUGACAGCUAUGGAGAUAAUGGCACAUUUCCUCAUUGGACAUUAUGGAAAGGGUCACUUGGGCUUGAACUUUUGAACCAAAAGUAUUCAGAAAAUGCAAAUCAGUAUAGACAAUAUCCUCCUUGGAUUGUAGGAUCUGAUGAAGAAAACUAUCCAUUGACCAGACGAGUGCAGAGAGAUAUAUGGAUUCAUCAGCAUCCUCCAAACUGCAGCGAUCCAAGCUUGCGGUUUCUUGUUGCAGAUUGGGAGAGCUUACCUGGAUUCGGUAUUGGUGCACAACUCGCUGGAAUGGCAGGACUUCUUGCCAUUGCCAUAAAAGAGAAAAGGAUUCUGGUUACAAACUACUAUAACCGAGCUGAUCACAAUGGUUGCCAUGGUGCUUCAAGAUCUAGUUGGUCUUGUUACUUCUUUGUUGAGACAUCUUCAGACUGCCGCAAGCGGGCUUUUGAGCUCAUGAAAAGAAAAGCCUCUUGGGCCGAGGGAUCUGUAAAAGUGAAGGAGAACUAUACCUCCAAGCAAAUAUGGGUUGGACGCAUACCUAGAAUGUGGGGGGAGCCAUGGAAAUAUUUGCAACCGACAACAGAGAUAAAUGGGAGACUGAUCACAAAUCAUCGUAAAAUGGAUAGAAGAUGGUGGAUAGCCCAGGCCACAAGGUACCUAAUGAGGUUCCCAACAGAACACAUGUGCGGACUACUGAAUGUGGCUAGGCACUCUGCAUUUGGUUUGGAAGCAGCAAAGUUGGUUCUCGAAAGUAUUCAGAAUGACUCACCAAAGGUUGGCACUACUAGAACCAAAUCUGACAUCGAGCGGCUUGUGUGGUCAGACUACAAACCAUAUAUACCUCGGCCUCUUGUCAGCAUGCAUGUAAGGAUGGGAGACAAAGCUUGUGAAAUGUCAGUGGUUGGCUUUGAGGAAUACAUGAAGCUGGCUGGCAACCUCCGCAGACGGUUUCCAAGUCUAAAGAACAUCUGGCUUUCUACUGAAAUGCAGGAAGUUGUUGAAAAAACUAAACUUUACCCUGAUUGGAAUUUCUACUUCACAAAUGUGGCACGCCAAGGCGGCAAUAUAACCAUGGCACUGUAUGAGGCCAGUUUGGGCCGUGAGACUAGCACAAAUUACCCCCUUGUCAAUUUCAUGAUGGCUACUGAAGCAGAUUUCUUCGUCGGAGCCCUGGGAUCAACUUGGUGCUACCUCAUUGAUGGAAUGAGAAACACAGGAGGAAAGGUAAUGUCCGGCUAUCUAUCGGUGAACAAGGACCGGUUUUGGUAAGCGAUUCAGAGGUUGCUUGCCCCGUUGACUGUCUUGUAGCUCCACUAAAUAGAGAUUCUCUGGCCUUAGUUUGCUUGUGUCCAGCAGUAGCAUGGAUGUACCUUCUGAGAAUCUGAGAAGACAUCUUUAGCAUGAACCUUCAGGACUAAGUAGGCGAGCAGUACUUUGUUAUAUCAAAUCAGGUCCACGUCUUUUGAUCUGGUGUCCACUGAAAGCUAGAUAUAUUAUCACUUCUCUUGGUCCAACUUAUCGCGAAAAGAGGAUGCACUUACUCUAUUUU
Molecule: messenger RNA, 2270 nt
Organism: Panicum hallii
Lineage: Eukaryota; Viridiplantae; Streptophyta; Magnoliopsida; Poales; Poaceae
Exons: 9
Coding region: 269-1990 (573 amino acids)
Biological process (GO): protein N-linked glycosylation
Molecular function (GO): alpha-(1->6)-fucosyltransferase activity
Source: RefSeq, a predicted model, not a curated record